Molecule: messenger RNA, 1960 nt
Organism: Cyprinodon tularosa
Lineage: Eukaryota; Metazoa; Chordata; Actinopteri; Cyprinodontiformes; Cyprinodontidae
Gene: ift74
Product: intraflagellar transport 74
Exons: 20
Coding region: 145-1944 (599 amino acids)
Biological process (GO): intraciliary transport involved in cilium assembly; cilium assembly
Cellular component (GO): centrosome; intraciliary transport particle B; cilium
Molecular function (GO): beta-tubulin binding
Source: RefSeq, a predicted model, not a curated record
GCCGCUAGGAGGCAGACUUGUUACCCCUUGAAGAAGAAGAAGAAGAAGACUGUUACCAUGGUAACGUCCACACCGCUGGGCUGCUAUGCAUUAGCUUGUGUGUGUUUCUACCUCUAAGGAGCUGCAGGAGGAGAUCAAGGCAUCAUGUGGAGCCAGAGGCCGCCUUCCAGCACCGGGAGGCCGAUGAGCCGCACUGGAUCUGCUGCUGCAGCGGCUGGAAGACCCCCGACGGCUGUGAGGCCCCCACCCACCGCGGUCCGGGUGCCUACCGGGAUGGUUCCAGGUAGCAGUGGUGUGAAGGGAGGCGUGCCCUCCCCUGGCGUCCUGUCAGCAGCCAUCAAAGUGACGGACAGGCCGGUCACCCAGCAGGGCCUCAGUGGGAUGAAGACCGGCAUCAAAGGGCCUCAGAGACAGAUCCUGGAUAAGUCCUACUACCUGGGUCUCCUCAGGAGUAAAAUCAACGAGCUGACCACAGAGACCAGCCGUCUCCACAAAGAGAUAGAACACUACAACCAGGAGAACUCCGUCUACCUCUCCUAUGAGAAAAGAGCUGAAGCCCUGGCUGCUGAGAUCAAGGACCUUCAGGGACAGCUUGCAGACUACAACAUGCUGGUGGACAAGCUGAACACCAACACGGAGGUGGAGGAAAUGAUCAAUGACUACAACACGCUCAAGGCGCAGAACGACGCCGAGGCACGAAGGAUUGACAGCAUCUUCACCGAGAGGAGAGCGAGAGAAGAGGUGAUUGAGGCCAUUGAGGAGGAGAUCAGAAGGGAAAGACAGGUGGCUGACGAAGUUAUCCAGGCUAUGCCUUCAGCGAAGAGGGAGAAAUAUUUCUCCAUGACGACGGCCAAUGAGGAGCUGCUACAGGAGCUGGCAGUCCUGCAGGAGGAGCUGGACCUUCUAGCCACCAGGAAGGAAGACUAUGAAGAGGAUCUCUCCCACUCACGCAUCAAACAAGAGAUGGUUCGGCUUCAUCAGACCCUCUCUGCUCUGGAGGCGAAGCGUGACGCCAUGGAGGCUGAGCAGGAGAGCCUGGGCUCCCCCCAGGAGGAGAGGGAGAAGCUGCUAAAGCAGGUGAAGGAGGACAGCCAGGAAAUAGCCAGCAUGGACAGACAGCUCACUGACAUCAGGGACAGGAGCAAACAGGUCAAAGAGGAGAUCCAGAACCUGGAGCAGGACUCAGAAGCAGCUCAGGUCGAGUGCCAACAGAAGUACAAGGAGCUGAAGAAGAAGGAGGAGGAGAUGGACCGUUUCCUGGAGUCGUUUGAGGAGAUCAGAGCUGAGGAGCUGGAGAAGCUGACCCAGAGCCAGGAGAACAUCGUUUCCCUCCUGGAACAUUACAGCAGGAACAUGUUGAGGCUCCGCCUUGUGGAUGGAGUGACCACCAGCGAGCUGAGGAACAUGCAGGAAGUUCUGGUCAGCAAAGAGACGGAUGUGAUCCAAUCAGAGAGCACAGCCAGAGGACUGAGCACAGAGUCCAAACGGCUGCAGCAGGACCUGGAGAAGAUUCAACAGCUGGAGGGGAAGAUCACAGGAGAGCUCAGCACCCUGAAAGAGCAGGUCAGCACCAUGGAGUCUGAGCUGCUCACCUACAGAGACCUGGACACCCUGAAGCAGACAGCCGAGGACAAGAAGAAGCGGCUCCUGGACGAGCGCGAGACUCUGACUCAACGCAGAGACACGUUUGGACAGCUGCUGGGGGAGAUGAACCAGAGACACGAAGCUCUGAAGACCAAACUUCAGGAGAACGAGACGCACACUCAGCUGACUAACCUGGAGAGGAAGUGGCAGCACCUGGAGCAGAACAACUUCCUCAUGAAAGAAUUCAUCACAUCCAAGACUCGUGAGAGCGCCUACGCCUCGGUGGCUAAGGCCGUCGCCCAGCAGGUGGCCGAUUAUAACCGGAGCCUCAUAGAGUUGCUGCAAACCAACAAGACCUGAGAGCUGCAGUCAUCUC